UCACCUAAUUCAUACAAACAGUUGCCCAUUGGCCUUUGCCCAAGUCCUUAUAAGGGCACACACUUCCACUCUCAUUUCUCAGAAUCCCAUUUCAGCCCUCCGAGAAACCAGAAAGUCUUUCGGCAUCUGAAAUCAUGGCAAAAUCUACUUCUCUUUUGUUACUUCUCUCCCUAUUAUUCUUCACUACCACAGCCAUGGCCGCCGCCACCACUAAGCGCUCUGCAGACACAACCUUUAUUAAAACCUCAUGCAAAUCCACCACUUACCCCGCUCUCUGCGUGCAGUCUCUCUCCACCUACGCCUCCACAAUCCAAAAAAGCCCACGCCAGCUUGCUCUCACGGCCUUGUCUGUGAGCCUGACGAGGGCACAGUCCACUAAAUCAUACGUCACAAAGCUGAAGAAGUUCAAGAACCUGAAGCACAGGGAGGUUGAAGCCAUUGCAGACUGCCUGGAAGAGAUGGGCGACACCGUGGAUCGGCUCAGCAAGUCGGUGCAGGAGUUGAAGCACAUGGGUCAAGCCAAAGGUCAAGACUUUUUGUGGCACAUGAGCAAUGUGGAGACCUGGGUCAGUGCGGCUCUCACUGAUGAAAACACUUGCGUUGAUGGGUUCGCUGGCAAGGCCUUGAAUGGGAAGAUUAAGGAUUCUAUUAAAGCUCAAGUUGUUAAUGUUGCUCAAGUUACUAGCAACGCUCUGGCCUUGAUUAACAAGUUUGCUGCAACACAUUGAGCGGCCAUGGAUGUGGGUGAAAAAGCUCCAAGUUUUUGAUCCAUGGGUUGGUUUUGAUGUACAAAUUAAGUUUGUUUAAUAGUGUUAUGUAUGAAAUAUUAGUGUUUCGAUUUGA
Molecule: messenger RNA, 843 nt
Organism: Mangifera indica (mango)
Lineage: Eukaryota; Viridiplantae; Streptophyta; Magnoliopsida; Sapindales; Anacardiaceae
Product: 21 kDa protein-like
Exons: 1
Coding region: 135-728 (197 amino acids)
Biological process (GO): negative regulation of catalytic activity
Molecular function (GO): enzyme inhibitor activity
Source: RefSeq, a predicted model, not a curated record